Molecule: messenger RNA, 10666 nt
Organism: Caenorhabditis angaria
Lineage: Eukaryota; Metazoa; Nematoda; Chromadorea; Rhabditida; Rhabditidae
Source: the annotation of a GenBank genome assembly
AUGAUGCAAUACGAUGCGAAAAUGGACAUAAUGGACACAUCCGACCAUUCAUGGUUCGAAUUUUUCAUCGAUCCGAAAAAAGCGCGCGAGAUUUUGGCGGAUCCGAAGAUGAAGAAGCAUCUUCCAAGAUUAUGCAUACAAUUCACCGAAAAAGGAUUUCUCGCGGAGAAAGAGAGAGAUAAAGCGAAGCUCGGCGUGGAAACCGCGAGUUUAUUCGAGCGCAAAGCGGCGAGUAUGCGGCUUUGCGCAAUGGCCGCAUUUGCCGCGUUGGAUUGGGAUAUCGAUUAUAUUAUUGAUAAUAUUAGCAGAUAUGAGCUAUUGACUUUGCGAGUUCUAGCUGAUCAUACUUAUAAAAUUUAUAAUGAGAAGAAUUUGGAUGCCACUUUUGGAAAUUGGUUGUUUUAUAGAUUUGUUUUGUCAAUUGAUAGAAGGAAUAGACUUCCGCCACCUGCACCAAAAGCAACUAUUCCAACUUUGUAAGAUUUUGAAAAUAAACGUCGAAAAAUGGGGAAAUAGUGAAUUUUCUAAUAGAUUUCGACACGCUGCUCACAAUUCCGCCUACAAAAAUCGCUUAGAUCAACUUUGAAUAUGAGUUAUGACGUGGCGAUGGCUUCACAAGGCUAUAACUAGCUUGAAGCUAGUGAUAGCUUUGUGAAGCCAUCGUUGCCACGUGUUCAGAGUUGAGCUAAGCGAUUUUUGUAGGCGGAAUUGUGAGCAGCGGAUCGAAAUCUAUUAGAAAACGUUAUAAUAGCGUAAAAUUCAAAUAAAAAUAUGCCUGAACCUUGAAAUUUCAGCCAAAAAUCGAUUUUUGGUUGAAAUUUCGGGGUUCUCGCGCAGGAAAAUCUAUCGUCAAUUUUUUUUCAACAAAAUUCAAUAAAAGUAUGCCUGAACCUUGAAAUUUCAGCCAAAAAUCGAUUUUUGGCUGAAAUUUCCGGGUUCUCGCGCAGGCAAAUCUAUCGUCAAUUUUUUUUUCAACAAAAUUCAAUAAAAUGAUGCCUGAACCUUGAAAUUUCAGCCAAAAAAUCGAUUUUUGGUUGAAAUUUCGGGGUUCUCGCGCAGGGGAAUCUAUCGUCAAUUUUUUUUCAACAAAAUUCAUUAAAAUAAUGCCUGAACCUUGAAAUUUCAGUCAAAAAUCGAUUUUUGGCUGAAAUUUUCGGGUUCUCGCGCAGGCAAAUCUAUCGCCAAUUUUUUUUCAACAAAAUUCAAAAAAAAAUAUGCCUGAACCUUGAAAUUUCAGCCAAAAAUCGAUUUUUGGUUGAAAUUUCGGGGUUCUCGCGCAGGCAAAUCUAUCGUCAAUUUUUUUUCAACAAAAUUCAAGAAAAUGAUGCCUGAACCUUGAAAUUUCAGCCAAAAAUCGAUUUUUGGUUGAAAUUUCGGGGUUCUCGCGCAGGGGAAUCUAUCGUCAAUUUUUUUUCAACAAAAUUCAUUAAAAUAAUGCCUGAACCUUGAAAUUUCAGUCAAAAAUCGAUUUUUGGCUGAAAUUUUCGGGUUCUCGCGCAGGCAAAUCUAUCGCCAAUUUUUUUUCAACAAAAUUCAAAAAAAAAUAUGCCUGAACCUUGAAAUUUCAGCCAAAAAUCGAUUUUUGGUUGAAAUUUCGGGGUUCUCGCGCAGGAAAAUCUAUCGCCAAUUUUUUUAUGACGUGGCAAAUCUUUCUGAUUUUCAGAUACAAUCAAAUCACAGCCAACGAUCUCUCUUUCAUCCGUCACGACAAAGUUCAACGAAUGAUCGCCGAUCUACGAGAGCAUGUUCCAAAAGCUCGUGCAUUUAUCAGCGAACUUGCCGAUGAACCGCGUGACGUCAUAGCACCGGGUGUUGAUUGUUUCCUCGUGCCAUUUGCUAAAUUGGCUCCACGAGCAUUGAAUGCUGCUCUUCUGGGAGAUCGUGAUGUGCUCAUCGAACUUCCGACCAGCGAUUUCGAUGUGCAAAAAUUCAAACUUCCCGCGGCGGACGUGGCAAAUAAGUGUUGCGCAGAGCUCGUCGCACUGCAUUUUACAUGCGGUGAAUUUGCGGAGGCGCGCAAAAUGAUGGCGAAAUUGGUGCGGCCUGCUGGCAUUGCUCAUCCUAUGGUCAAUAUUGAUGACAAGACUUUUGGCGCGUAUUCGAUGGUUUUGAAUGUGAAGGGAGCGUUUGCGACAGGAGGGAAUGUGGCUAUUAAAAGCACGGUGUUUGAUCAGAAGGUGAGGAUUUUGAGGGGAUUUUUGGCGCCAAACAUUAUUGUUUUUAAAAUUUGAAUUUUGGCGGGAAAAUUGAACUAGUUUGCUAUUUUUUUAAAAUCAAAUGCCACGCGGUUUUCCGCUUCCGCUUACGGAAAAUUUGAAUUUGAAAAUUCAAAAUUUCCCGCCUUGAAAUUUGGUGGUGGCCGAAGUUUUGAGAAAACUAGGCCGUCUCGCGAAAAAAUAUUGACAAUUCAGAAAUUUUUAGUCUGGCUUAUAUCAAUUUUUAGGCCUGACACAAAUUUCUAGGCUCUCUAGGCUCAUCAAAUUUUUUAGGCCUUUAGGCUUCAAAAAACUUAGGCUUGAUCUCAGGUUUCUCUAAUUUAAGGCCAAGCCUAAGUCUAGGCUGGUUUUAGGCCGGUCUAAAUUUUUAACUUCCUAAUUUCAGGCUGGUUUUAGGCUCCUCAAAUUUUUAGGCUUGAAAAAAUUCAGGCUUGUUUUAGGCCGAUCUAAAUUUUUAGCUGCCUGAUCUCAGGCUUGCUUUAGGCUUCUCUAAACUUUCAGGCCUGACGUAAAUUCCAGGCUUGUCUAAAUUCAGGCUUGUUUUUAGGCUUCUCAAAAAUCUAGGCUCCUCUAAACUUUUAGGCCUGACAUAAAUUCCAGGCUUGUUUCAGGCUUCUCAAAUUUUAGGCCGGUCUAAAUUCAGGCUUGUCUAAAAUUCUAGGCUCUCUAGGCUUCUCAAAUUUUUAGGCUUACAGAAAAAUUUAGGCUUGACAGAAUUUCUAAGCUUGCUUUAGGCUUCUCAAAAAUCUAGGCCUGACAUAAAUUCCAGGCUUGUUUUAGGCUUCUCAAAAAUCUAGGCUCCUCUGAACUUUCAGGCUCUGCAAAUUUCUAGGCUGCUCAAAGGUCAGGCCUAACUGAAUUCUAGGCUUGUCAAAAUUCCAGGCUUGUUUUAGGCUUAUAAAAAUCUAGGCUUGUCUAAAUUCCAGGCUUCUCAAAUUUUCAGGCUUGUCAAAAAUCUAGGCUCUACUACAUUUUAGGCUCCUCUAAAUUUUUAGGCCUCACAUAAAUUCCAGGCUUCUCAAAUAUCUAGGCUUAUCAAAAAUCUAGGCUUCUCGGAAUUCUAGGCUUGUCUAAAUUCUAGGCUUGUUUUAGGCUCCUCGAAAGGCUUGUUUAAAUUCCAGGCUGGUUUUUGGCUUCUCAAAAUUUCAGGCCUGAAAAGUUCAGGCUUGUCUAAAUUCCAGGCUUGCUUUAGGCUUCUCGAAAAUCUAGGCUCCUCAAAUUUCCACCCAAAAAAAUCUCUCUUCCAGAUCCUCGCCGACGACACAUCUCCCCUCCGCCGCAGCGAACUCUUCCGCAACCGCGCCAUCCACGAAACCACCGGUCAACUCAAACAAGUCUACCAAGCGGAAAACGCGGCAAAAUCGCUCGCGGAUUCACAUCCGGAAUGCGUCCGCGAGAAAAUCGGCGCGACAAAUGCUGCGGUGCUCGAGCGAUUCGUCAAAGUGCUCAAAAAACAUAUGGAUGGAAUGACGUCGCCGCGCGGCGACAAAAAACGCCGCGAGCGAAUUGCGAUCAGAGCGUAUUUGCAAUUUCUGUGUGCCACAGUGUUCGAUUUGAAGGCGAUGUUGAAGAAGUGUGGAGUUGAGGGAGAAUUUAGGGAUGUUGCCAAGCCGUCGGGGUCCAACGCAUCACAGCCACUUCCUAAUAGUCAAAUGAUGGAUGGUGAGGGUUUUUGGGAGUACUGUAGGGUCGAAAUUUGCCGAAUUUUGACACCAAACAAGCCUAGGGGUACUGUAGACUGAUUUUGUGGCGAAAAUUCUGAUUUUUUGACACCAAAUAAGCCUAGGGGUACUGUAGAAUUUUGAAAUUUUGAAUUAAAAUUGAUCUACAGUAACCCUGGCCUUAUUUGGUGUCAAAAAAUCUGAAAUUCAAAAAAUCUUCAAUUUUUGACUCCGAAAAAAUAGGUUUCAAAAAAUUGUCGAAUUUUUGAAAAUUUAUUUGAAAAUUGAUAGAUGAUUCCCUCAAAAUUCGAAAAAUUACUGUAGAAAUUUUGAAACAACAAUUAGGAGCUGAGGUACUGUAUGAGCGAAAAUUUGAUGAAUUUUGAUACCAAAUAAGCCCAGGGUUACUGUAGAGCUUUUUUUGGCGCGAAAAUCCAUCAUUUUUCGAUACGAAAUAAGCUCUGGAGUACUGUAGGAUGAUUUUGGUGCCAGAAAGUUACUGUAGGCGAAAAUCCCUCAUUUUUUGACAUCAAAUAAGCCCAGGGUUACUAUAGAGCAUUUUUUGGCGCGAAAAAUCCCGAAUUUUUCCUCCCCGAAAAAAUAGGUUUCAAAAAAUUUUGAAAAUUUUGCAAAAACAAUUUCUAUUGAUAAUUUUUUUCUAGUCAAAUUUUAAUUUUACUAACAUGAGCAAUGUGUUAUUUUCAGGUAGGAAUUUGAAUAUUUUUUAGGAAAAGGUUUUCGAAAAUGAUUCUAAUAUGAGCAAUUUUUCAUUUUUCUCGUUUUUUUAGGUUUCAAAAAAAUAAAAUGAGCAAUGAAUUUUAGAAACUCGAAUCUCUUUUUUCAAGUUUUUAUAACAUGAGCAAUGCUUCAAACUUAAAGAGCCCAGGGUUACUGUAGAUAAAUUUUGGCGCCAAAAAUCUGCAUUUUUGAUACCAAAAAGCGCCGAUCUACAGUAUCCCUAGCCUUAUUUACUGUCAAAAUGCUCCAAAAUUAAUCUACAGUAACCCUAGACGUAUCUGAUAUCCGUUAAAAAAAUCCCCAAAAAUUUGUUUCAGCUCUCCUCCAAGGUUCCAGUCCCAUCUGGGCACUCCUCACUCGCUUCAAUCUCUCCACUUUACGAGACGCCAUUCAAUUCCACACCACCACCUCCACCAAUUUCCACACAAUGAAACCCGCCGAAAAUUUGGCCGAACUAUUUUUGACCAACAAAAAUGCGCCCAAUUUUGCCCUACAAAAAUUGUUGCUCUCCAAGUUGGAGCAACUCGCGAAGACUAAAAAUAUUGAGGGAUUCAACACGAGAUUGCAGGAAUAUUUGGGAGAAAUGAAUGCCACGUCCGAAUCGUUGAUAAGGGCGACGAUUGAGGUACUGUAGGUGGUUUUUUGGCGCGAAAAUUUCCAAUUUUUUGAUAGUAAACACGCCUAGGGGUACUGUAGGUCGUUUUUGGCGCGAAAAUUUGAUGAAUUUUGAUAGUAAACACGCCUAUGGGGUACUGUAGGUGGUUUUGGCGCGAAAAAAUUUGAAUUUGAAAAUUUUUGGCGCGAAAAUUUGACGCAUUUUGAUAGUAAACACGCCUAUGGGGUACUGUAGACGUUUUGGCGCCAAAAAAUUUGAAUUUGAAAAUUUUUGGCGCGAAAAUUUCCAAUUUUUUGAUAGUAAACACGCCUAGGGGUACUGUAGACGUUUUGGCGCCAAAAAAUUUGAAUUUGAAAAUUUUUGGCGCGAAAAUUCCACGUUUUUUGAUAGUAAACACGCCUAGGGGUACUGUAGACGUUUAGGCGGCAAAAAAUUUGAAUCUGAAAAUUUUUGGCGCGAAAAUUUGACGCAUUUUGAUAGUAAACACGCCUAUGGAGUACUGUAGACGUUUUGGCGCCAAAAAAUUUGAAUUUGAAAAUUUUUGGCGCGAAAAUUUCACAAAUUUUGAUAGUAAACACGCCUAUGGAGUACUGUAGACGUUUUGGCGCCAAAAAAUUUGAAUUUGAAAAUUUUUGGCGCGAAAAUUUGACGCAUUUUGAUAGUAAACACGUCUAUAGGGUACUGUAGACGUUUUGACGGCAAAAAAUUUGAAUUUAAAAAAUUUUGGCGCGAAAAUUUGAUGAAUUUUGAUAGUAAAUAAGCCUAUGGGGGUACUGUAGGCGUUUUGGCGCCAAAAAAUUUUGAAUUUUCAAAUUUUUCCAGGUAAUCCACGUGCAAUCCUCCAUCACCAACGCCUCUUACAAUUUUCCCAACGAGCGAAAAAUUGCACCGCAACUCGAAAGAGCCGGAAUCAUUUUCAAACCCGAAUUUCGACCGUCGGAAAAUAGUACAACACUUAUUAAUCAUGUAGGUUACUUUUUCUGGGGGAAAAAUUUGAAAAAUCUGCAACUUCACGUAAAUUUUAAUGUAAAUUUGCAAUUUUUUCGUCAAAAAUUCAGAAAUUCUGCAUUUUUUCGUCAAAUUUGAUGUGAAAUACGAAAAUUCUGCAAUUUUUCGUCAAAUUUGAUGUAAAUCUGCAAUUUUACGUCAAAUUUGAUGUAAAUCUGCAAUUUUACGUUAAAAAUUCGGAAGUUCUGCAAUUUUCCGUCAAGUUUGAUGUAAAAUUCGAAAAAUCUGCAAUUUCACGUGAAUUUUGAUGUAAUUCUGCAUUUUCUCGUCGAAAAUUCAGAAAUUCUGCAAUUUUACGUCAAAAAUUCGGAAAAUCUGCAUUUUCACGUAAAUUUUGAUGUAAAUCUGCAUUUUCUCGUUAAAAAUACGAAAAUUCUGCAAUUUCACGUGAAUUUUGAUGUAAACAGCAAAUUUUUUCAAAAAUACGAAAAUUCUGCAUUUUCUCGUCAAAAAUUUGAAAAUUCUGCAAUUUCCCGUCAAAUUUGAUAUAAGUCUGCAAUUUCACGUCAAAAAUUCGGAAAUUCUGCAAUUUCACGUAAAUUUUGAUGUAAGAUUUGAAAAAUCUGCAUUUUUUCGUCAAAUUUGAUGUAAAUCUGCAAUUUCACGUGAAUUUUGAUGCAAAACUGCAAUUUUCCGUCAAAUUUGAUGUAAAUCUGCAUUUUCACGUAAAGUUUGAUGUAAAAUACGAAAAAUCUGCAAUUUCACGUGAAUUUCUCAAGUUAAAAAUUUAAAUUUUCAAAAAAAAUCAAUAUUUUGUCAUUUCAGUGCUUGGCUUUGUUGUUGAACGCUGGAGAAUUCAAAGUAGUGCUGGAAAAAGGUGGAAAGUAGGUUUUUCUUCAAGAUUUUUCCAGAAUUUUCAGCCAAAUCUCAAAAUUUUCAGCAUUCCCAUAGAAAUGUUCCCAUGUGUACCGGUCGCCAGAUUACUUGGAGCCUAUGCGCAAAAUUCGGCCGAUCCAAAUAUGGUACGAAAAUGUGCGGAUGGAUUCUCGCAGAAUACGGCGCCCAAAUUUGUGGCCGCACAAAAUUGGUGGGUUUUUUUGGCUAGGAUUACUGUAGAACUCGAAAUUUCACGUUUUUUGACACUAAAUAAGCCCAGGAUUACUGUAGAAUGAUUUUUGCGCCAAAAAUCGAUCUUCAGUAACCCAGGGCUUAUUUAGUAUCAAAUUAAAGCUCCAAUUUUUAGCCUGGAAAAAAUAAGCCUAGGAUUACUGUAGAACACGAAAUUCCACGUUUUUUGACACCAGAUAACCCCAGGGUUACUGUAGAACUCGAAAUUUCACGUUUUUUUGACACUAAAUAAGCCUAGGAUUACUGUAGAUUAGAAAAAAUCCCCAAAUUUUGACUCUAAAAUUUUACCGGGAAAAAUUAGGUUUCAAAAAAAUUUGAAAUUUUGAAAUUUCGAUCGAUUAGGGCUAAAAAUCUAGAAAUUUAGAAGAAAAUGGAUUUUUCGCGCCAAAAUUGAUCUACAGUAGUCCUAGGUUUGUUUGGUGUGAAAAAAGUCGAUUAAAAAAAUUUUCAGACAAAAAAUUCGAUUUUUUAAACCUAGGAUUACUGUAGAAAUCAAAAUUCCACGUUUUUUGACACUAAAUAAGCUCAGGGUUACUGUAGAUCAAUUUUGGCGCCAAAAAUUCCAAUUAGAAAAAAAUUUGGAUUUUUUCGCGCCAAAAUUGAACUACAGUAAUCCUGGCCUUGUUUGGUGUCAAAAAACGUGGAAUUCUGAGUUCUACAGUAAUCCUAGGCUUAUUCGGUGUCAAAAAAUCUGAAAUUUUCAGCCUCCCCCGAAGCCCCCAACGCCGUGAACUCCUCCACACAAUUCAACUCUUCGAAGCCAUUCGCCAACCACAAUUAGUCACAUUUCUCCUCGGUUUCAUCGUCAGUUUACACAAUCGAGUUGUGAUAAGUCAGAAGAGGGCGCAUUUGAGAAUUCAUGCCAAAUUUGUGUUUGGAAAUGAGAAUACACCGUGAGUUUGCGGGGUGCGAAACUAUAGUCUAGUCUUGAAGAUUUUAUCAAAAAAUCAGAAUACAAUGGUUUUUUUACCUCCAAAACUAUAGUCUAGUUUGCUUUCUUUAAAACUACAGUCUAGUCUUGAAUAAAUUGAUUGAAGAUUACUGUAUGUUCCUUUAAACUAAGCUCAGAUUUUUCCAAAAAAUUUCAAAUUUCUGGUUUUUUGCAUCUUGAAAACUACAGUCUAGUUUAGAAGAAACUAGAUUCUAGUUAACUGUAUGUUCCUUCAAAGAUUUGCAGUUCGUUCCAAAACUAUAGUCUAGUUUAGAAGAAUUCAAAUAAAGGUUACUGUAUGCACCUUUAAACUAACCUCAAAAUAAUCAAAAAUUUGGAAAUUUCUGGUUUUGUGCACCUCCUAAACUACAGUCUAGUCUUGAAUAAAUUCAAGAUUACUGUAUGUUCCUUUAAUAUUUGCAGUUCGUUCCAAAACUAGAGUCUAGUUUGGAACGAAUUGAUUCAAGGUUACUGUAUGCACCUUUAAACUAAGCUCGAAUUGUUCAAAAAUUUCAAAUUUCUGGUUUUUUACACCGCCAAAACUAGAGUCUAGUUAGUCUAGAAGACUUGGCUGAAGAUUUUCGAAACUACAUUCUAGUCUUGAAUAAAUAUUUCAGAAUCGACAUUCAAAAUCUGGACGACAUUCGACAAUGUCUGAAAAUGAUGUGUGAAAAUGCGUAUUCAAUAAUGCGAACCGAUCCCGACACAAUCAGAACCUAUGCCGAUUUUUUGUAUGGUAAGUGACGGGUUUUUUGGGUCUAGAUUUGGGCCUAAAAGCCCCAAAAAUGACCCUAUUUUGGGCCUUAAAAACCCCUAAAAUGACCCUAUUUUGGGCCUGAAAAGCCCCUAAAAUUACCCUAUUUUGUGCCCUAAAAACCCCUAAAAUGACCCUAUUUUGGGCCUGAAAAUUCUCUAUUUUAGGCCAAAAAAGAAAGGCCUUAAAGCCCCUAAAAUGACCCAAUUUUGGGCCUUAAAAAGCCCCUAAAAUGACCCUAUUUUGGGCCUUAAAAGCCCCUAAAAUGACCCUAUUUUGGCUCUUAAAAGCCCCUAAAAUGACCCUAUUUUGGGCCUGAAAAUUCUCUAUUUUAGGCCAAAAAAGAAAGGCCUUAAAGCCCCUAAAAUGACCCUAUUUUGGGCCCUUGAAACCCCCUAAAAUGACCCUAUUUUGCGCCUUAAAAGCCCCUAAAAUUACCCUAUUUUGGGCCUUAAAACCCCCUAAAAUGACCCUAUUUUGGGCCCUAAUAAACCCUAAAAUGACCCUAUUUUGGGCCUUAAAAGCCCCUAAAAUUACCCUAUUUUGGGCCCUAAAAUGACCCUAUUUUGGGCACUAAUAAACCCUAAAACCUUAAUCUUCCAGUGCAAGCUGAUUAUCAAUCAGCCGCUCAAAAAUACAUGGAAUAUUUUGCGGCUCAAUCUGUGCAUCUCAAACCAGCUGCCAAUGAUCAAACUAUAUUCAAUGAUACGGUAGGUUUUAUCUACAGUAACCCUGGAAUGUUACAGUAAUCCCAAUUUUUGCAGCUUCUCCAUCGUCUUCGACUUUGCCUUGCGCAUUCUGGAUAUUUGACAAUGUCAUUUUUGAUUUGCCAAUUUAUGAAGUCGCAAAAAUCGGUGGAAUAUGGAAAAGCUUUGAUGGUGAGGGGGGAAAUGCUGAAAAUUUGGAUUUUUUGAGCUGAAAAUGCUGAAAAUUUGGGUUUUUGAGCUGAAAAUGCUGGAAAUUUGGGUUUUUUUAGCUGAAAAUGCUGAAAAUUUGGGUUUUUGAGCUGAAAAUGCUGAAAAUGCUGAAAAUUUGAUGAAAAAUGAUGAAAAUUCAUAAUUUUCAGCCAAAAAAUAUCCCUAGAUUUUUUACGUUUCAAAAUUUUUGAAAAUUGAAAUUUGGCUAACAAAAAUCAAUAGAAAAUGCACAUUUCUUAACCUAGCUAAGAAAAUUUUGAAAUUUUGAAUUUUUGAGCUGAAAAUGCUUGAAAUUUGAUGGAAAAUAUUGAAAAUUCAUAAUUUUCAGCCAAAAAAUGGGUCCAAAAAUCCUAGAUUUUUUACGUUUCAAAAAUUUCAUAUGAAAUUUUUGGGAAUUUUUCAAAAAUUGACUGAAAAUCUCCGGAAUUUCCAGCUUCUUCGCAACAAUUUAACACGAGAUGUUGGAGCAAAUUGUGCCGAUUUUAUCAUCGACACAAAUGCCAUCGAAAUGCUCAGCCAAAUUUAUUACGAAAAUCGAAUGACCAAAUCACUUAACACACUUGUAAGUUACCCUAAGUCUCUGCGCCUUUAAAAAAUCAAAAAUCAACCAAAAUUACAGUAUGCUGGAGCCAGUUCACUUGCUGCAAAUAAAAAUAUACCGGGAAGCAUGAUCCUGGCUGAAUCGAAUCGAAGAACUCAUCGAUUUUUGAGCGUGUUGGCAUCCAUGUAUUUUGGAAUUUCGACAGGAGGGAUUUAA